GACUACCAGGAUGCAGCCCUUCUCAACAUUCUUUGGUUUUUGCUGGGUCGGCCUUCAGACACUAUGUGUCUCGUGAAAAACCAGGUCGCUGUUUACCCUGGUGGGUGUCUAUUUAUCACCUUUAAGCGCAUGAAGUCUGCCUCGUAUCAAGGAGCGUCGAUUUUUCACGACCCAAACGAUUUUUCGUCUUGCCCAAUUCACGCACUAGCUUUGGCUACAAUUAUGCAGUUGACUCCAAGCGAGUUUCUCAUGGAUCAACUUCCUCGGGAUACACAAGAGCUCCUGCCGACUGAAAUUGGCGAAACGCCGCUCCGCGAACUACUUGAUGUGCGUACCAGGUCCCCAGCAACCUCCAACUCUGAGUCGCCGACCCCAAAAGGACCUGCGAAAAAAGCGACAGUCCCCGGAAUUCACGCGUAUGUUAAUCGCGUACUGCAGAAGUGGAGUGGUGUCUGCCAAACCGAAGGUACUAACCUGACGCCAGGGCUAUCAUCGCAUUCAUUUCGGCGUGGAGCUGCUCAAAACGCGAAUAGUGACAGCAAAAUCAGCACACCUUGGAUUCUAGACCAUGGAGGCUGGAGCAUGAGUGCUGUGAGCAAAGCGUUCAAUUAUAUUGUUGGCACGACCCAGGAAGAUCAAACCGUCGGCAAGUCGUUAGCUGGAUGGGAUUUAAAAGCUAGUCCGCCGCUUCCUACACUGGACGACUUCGAUCCUCUGGUUCUGCAUCGAAUUCGCCUACUUCAAGACCGGCUUUUCUCGGCUGCGAAGGGGUUCACGGAGAGACUCAGCUUGCGAGAUGAUGUAGUGGACGUACUUACCGCCACCGCCAUUCUCCACUACCCCGACAUGCUUCGGCUUCGGCCAGAGUCACUGUACAUCAAACGGGUUCAAGAAGCACUAAGGCAGGUACAGGCGACAGAGGCUGAAAUUACUGCAUGGUCA
This is a messenger RNA of Phytophthora sojae, 942 nucleotides long. RefSeq lists its product as hypothetical. The transcript is spliced from 2 exons. The record is from RefSeq and is a predicted model, not a curated record. Gene Ontology annotation, molecular function: DNA binding. The annotation marks the transcript as partial. Gene Ontology annotation, biological process: DNA recombination; DNA integration. NCBI's taxonomy places the organism in Eukaryota, Oomycota, Peronosporomycetes, Peronosporales, Peronosporaceae.